UCCGGAUGCGCGAGCUCAGUUGGCAAUAGAACUCCUAACGUCUAACAAACUGCCAUUGGUGUAUAGGCAUAUCUUAAGAUUGAAUUUUACAAAACGAGAGAAGAAACCGAAUUCAACACAACAUGGAAGAAGGCGAGACUGUGACGAUACUGUCCAGGAAAGAGAUGCGGAAGCAGAAGUUGAUGGAAUACUUGGCAGCAAAAGGAAAGCUCAAACAACCCAACCCAAGGCCAUACCUCCGAGAUGACUGUCACAUUAAGAAGCCUGCAACAUCUGCACUGAAGAUUAUCAAGGAAAAGGAGAACACAGCUCCAGCUGACAAAGUUAAAAAUGAAUGCACAGAAAUCCCAAAUCCAACUUCUCAAGCCACACAAAAACCCAACAGAGGAACAUUUGGUGUUAUUUACAAAGUGAAUGUAAAGGGCAGCAUUCUGAACGGACGGCAGAAUACUUAUUCAUCUUCCACCAGAGUCCCUGCACAGCCAAAACCUAAUCGACCCCCUUCACUCAUAGGAAUGUACACUGCUACAUCCUCCAAAUCCAAUUUUAAUUCAGUCAGCCAUCAGAAAAAGAAGCCAAACACUGGAAUGCUAACUUCCAACAGAACCUAUUCAAAUGUAGCUGGCACAGCUGCAGCAAAACCUAACAGCAGACUCAGCAGUAAGUCAAGUGCUGCUCUGUUACGUCCAGUGAGGACAGCCAGUGUCAGGAUGAGUCUUGGUCCAGUUGUCCAGACUAAAACUGGACUCAUUCCUGCAGUGACCCAACCAAGACACAGUCUAAGUCAAACUUCAACACAUUCCUCUGCCCUAUCAGCUGCAAUCUCCACCAUCACCGCUAUUUCUGGUGGUAACAAGAUGCGAUCAUGCUCCUCAUCAGUGUCCACUUCCCAGAGAAAAACUCCUCCUAUCAAUGCUCCAAAAACCUCUGUGAAAGAGCAAACAAGUCUUACUUCAACUGUAAGAGCUACACUAAAAGUUCAAGAUCAGAACAGGGCUAACGCUAAACCACUUGUUGGUAAAGAGUCUCAGUCAUAUUUUCAGAAUCAACCAAGUGCACUGAAAACAAUGUCCAUCUCCUCUGGGAGCACAGCAGCUGCAAAUAAGUCUGAGGGGAGAGCAGGGAUGCCAAAACUUAAUAAAUUGAACUGUCAACCUGCAGACAUUUUUUCACAGAAGCAAUCUGAUGUUGAGGGGAAGAAAACGGGCCAACCAUGUAAAGUCACCUCCAGAACAUCCUCUGGUCCAGCAAGCAGGUGCAGCUCCAGACCUGCCAGUAAGGUUAUGCGACCUGCUUUGAAUGAGCUGGAAAAGAAAUCCAAGUCAUGUAAAGAGACCGAUGGAAAGAAGGGACACAAUGCAGUCAAUGCCCCUGAAACAAAAGCAGAUAUUAGAAAAACAGGUGCUCCAGUUGUAUCACAGACAGCACCACAGCCUGUCAGGGCCAUCAGCUUCACAGGCCAGGCCAGAAAGACACCAAAGAUCCCAGUGAGGGUCAUUCCACAGACGGAGGGGAAGAAACUGACUGCGGUCCAGGAGGAGAGAAUGAGAAAAUUACAGGAGUGGAGAGAAGCCAGGGGAAUUUCCUAUAAGCGUCCUCCAAUGCCAGUGAGACCUCAGGUGAGGCGCACCGUGGCUGUGCCCCAACCUUUCUGGGCCACUAUGACAGAAGAAGACGAGGCCCACUCCCUCAUUUCUGCUGUUGACAGAUCACUGGCUGAUUGCAUCAAACUGCUGGGCAAGGGUUGCCCUUCAGACCAGGUGAAGGAGGUUCUCUCAAAGCUGCCAGCAGUGUCCCACAAGUUUGCCAAGUACUGGAUUUGUCAGGCUCGUCUGAUGGAGCAGGAGGGUAAUCUGGAUGUCCUGCCAAUGUUUGAAAAAGCUGUUGGUCUUGUGUUGGAACCAGUGGAUGAGCUGCGGACUGUGGUGUUUGAGAUUCUGAAGAAAAGGGAUGAGACCCAAGAGAAAGAGGACCAGAUUUCAGCUGGUGAAAGCACUCCUGAGACUGACAACAACCCCAUGAUGACUCCUAAACCUGUCAGAGCCCUCAUCUGUGGGGAGAAAGGAGACUCAUCUGUGGUCAAGUACAAGAUCACAGCAACUCCUGGUGGCCCUCCCAGCCAAAAGAAGGAACCAGCACGAGUCAAUGGCCAGGAGGUUCGCUUCUUCACCCCUGUAAGACGCUCAGUGCGUAUUGAGAGAGCCUCACUCCGAUACCCCACGUCCCUCCAGGACCAUGAUCUGUGCGUGGCCUCCUACAACGACCUGAUCUCUGAGGAGGAGAAUGAGAGAAGUGAAGAACAGAAGAAUGGGGAAUCCAGCCCAUCUGCUGACAAAACGCCAAUGUAUGUCUACAGACAGAACGAGGCACUUAAAGACAAGGUGGUUGUCCAGCUGGUCUGUGAUGAGGAUGUUUAGCAUAAGAUGCCAUCUUUAUCUCAAGCUAAGGGUUAAGACAAAAUUGAUAUUUAGAAUGUACCACUAUUCAAUGACUGAAAAGGUCACAGGUAUGUUUAUACUAAACCAAUGGCAAAUCAGUCACUAAAUUUACAAAGUCGUGGAGUUUUGGCCAUGUAAACACUUGGGUGGUUAUUUGUGAUGAACUGUUUCUUUGACCUUGUGGUAUUAUUUUACUUCUAAAAAAUGUGUUGUACAUAGUAGUGUAAAAUAAAUGUUUUUUAUUUCAA
Messenger RNA from Cheilinus undulatus (humphead wrasse), 2686 nucleotides. RefSeq names its product cytoskeleton associated protein 2-like (gene ckap2l). The coding region runs from base 123 to 2417 and encodes 764 amino acids. NCBI's taxonomy places the organism in Eukaryota, Metazoa, Chordata, Actinopteri, Labriformes, Labridae. The transcript has 9 exons. Gene Ontology annotation, cellular component: cytosol; mitotic spindle; centrosome. The record is from RefSeq and is a predicted model, not a curated record.